Molecule: messenger RNA, 366 nt
Organism: Saccharomycodes ludwigii
Lineage: Eukaryota; Fungi; Ascomycota; Saccharomycetes; Saccharomycodales; Saccharomycodaceae
Gene: POP8
Product: ribonuclease P
Exons: 2
Coding region: 1-366 (121 amino acids)
Biological process (GO): nuclear-transcribed mRNA catabolic process, RNase MRP-dependent; tRNA processing; intronic box C/D snoRNA processing
Cellular component (GO): nucleolar ribonuclease P complex; ribonuclease MRP complex
Molecular function (GO): ribonuclease MRP activity
Source: RefSeq, a predicted model, not a curated record
AUGCUCUCUGGUUGGGUAUAUUAUAAAUUAAAAUUAGUACCCCAUAAUAAAGAAAAAGAUGGAGAAGUAAGGAUAGAUUUGAUUACCUGGAAAAUGUUUAUAAAAGCGGCUUUGAAAAAAUAUCAUGGUUUAUUCGGCGAAGGUAUUGAAUACUAUUUUUUAAACCAACAAAAUGACAUAGCCUAUUUGAAAGUAGAUUUUGUUGAUAAAGAAGUUUUACAAACAUCCGUUUCCUCAUACAUAUCUGGUGAAGACCUAGUAGGGGUUCCUUUGACAAUGGAAAUCUUGCAAGUAACGAAUAGUGUAACAAGUUUGGAAACUAAUGAAGAUGAUAAACUUUGGAUCAACAAGGAAAUUGAAGAAUGA